GACGUCAUCAGAGCGCGUCGCUUGCGAUUGAGCCGCACCAUGACGAUGAGCCGGUGGUGUCGAACCGGGGCGACUUUGGUUGUUGGGGUGGGAGUCGGAGCUGCCGUCACACGUCUGCUGAGUCCCAAUGGUGGGAAGGAGGAGCAGGAUGGAGUCGGUCUUCUCGGCAGACUCCCCGUGCUCCCGGUACCGAGUGUUGAGGCUUCCGAGCUGGCGGUCAGUCCAGGUGGGUCGGGGGCUGUGAUGAAAUAUGGUUUUCCAUCACUGGCCAACAUCAAGACCAGAGAGUCCUACGUCACUUCCUACGACCCUAGGACACGCACUGCGUCUUGGGUAAUAGAGAAGCUGAACUCCGGCUCCGUCAGCGGUUCAUCAGACAGGAAUUUGUGCCAGUUUAAAGAGGAUGACAGUGUGCAUGUGUUUCAUCGGUCGACCAAUCAGGACUAUAAGGGGAGUGGCUUCGACCGAGGACACCUGGCAGCUGCAGGAAAUCACAAGUGGAGUCAGAAAGCGAUGGAUGACACCUUCUACCUCAGCAACAUCGCUCCACAGAACCCACACCUGAACAAGAUCUCCUGGAACCAUCUGGAGGCAAUGUCUCGCUCUUUGACCAAACGAUACCUGAACGUCUACGUCUGCACUGGCCCACUUUACCUGCCCAGGCAGGAGGCUGAUGGGAAACUGUAUGUGCGUUAUCAAGUCAUUGGAAGAAACCAUGUUGCCGUUCCAACACACUUUUUCAAGGUGCUGAUCCUGGAGCAGAUGGACGGCAGAGGGGUGGAGCUUCGUUCCUACGUUUUACCAAAUGAACCAGUAGAUGAGAAGAUUCCUCUGGAGCGCUUCCUGGUUCCCAUCGAGACCAUUGAAAGAGCCUCGGGACUUCUGUUUGUUCCAAACAUCAUGAGGAGAACCAGCAGCCUGAAGGCCAUCACUGACAAGUGAACAGCACCACCCAGUGGUCACUAGGACUGAGGCCUCCUCAGAGGCAGCAUAUUUUAAAGGACAAGAUCUGAUGUGACAUGUGACAUCAGAGCCACAGACAGAGUUGAUUUAUCCACAAAGGUGCAGAUGUCAGACAAUAAAUAC
Molecule: messenger RNA, 1086 nt
Organism: Cynoglossus semilaevis (tongue sole)
Lineage: Eukaryota; Metazoa; Chordata; Actinopteri; Pleuronectiformes; Cynoglossidae
Gene: endog
Product: endonuclease G
Exons: 6
Coding region: 40-942 (300 amino acids)
Biological process (GO): apoptotic DNA fragmentation
Cellular component (GO): nucleus; mitochondrial inner membrane
Molecular function (GO): single-stranded DNA endonuclease activity; RNA endonuclease activity; metal ion binding
Source: RefSeq, a predicted model, not a curated record